Emys orbicularis (European pond turtle) is the source of this 852-nucleotide messenger RNA. RefSeq lists its product as uncharacterized. Gene Ontology annotation, molecular function: oxidoreductase activity. The record is from RefSeq and is a predicted model, not a curated record. The transcript has 4 exons. The coding region runs from base 1 to 852 and encodes 283 amino acids. Gene Ontology annotation, cellular component: cytoplasm. NCBI's taxonomy places the organism in Eukaryota, Metazoa, Chordata, Testudines, Emydidae.
AUGGCAGGAGGGGUGGUCCUGGUGCAGGGAGCCAGCAGAGGGCUCGGCCUGCACUUCUGCAAACACAUUUUAUUCGCACGGAAAGAGGCGAGAGUGAUCGCUACCUGCAGGAGCCCCGAAGCAGCCAGCGCCUUACAAGCGCUGCAAAGGCUGUAUCCCCAGACCCUCACUGUGCUGCGGCUGGAUGCCACUCGGGAGGCAGAGAUCCGAGAGGCAGCGGAAGCAGUGGCGAAGGAGCAUGGCCGGCUGGAUCUACUCAUCAACUCUGGGGCAAUGUUGCACCCCAGCGGCAGAGGAGAGAAGAGCUUGCAGGAGGUCUCAGCAGAGGGUCUUUCCAUAACAUUGGCAACAAAUACCAUAGGGCCCCUAGUGAUGGCUAAAUAUUUUGCCCCUCUGUUGCGGAAAGGAACUGGAGCAUUUGGACAUCAGUUUGCUGACCAGGCCAAACAGCAUAGGGCCAUACUGGUGAACCUGACAGCUAAAGUAGGCUCCAUAGGAGACAAUGCCUUAGGUGGAUGGUAUAGCUACAGGAUGUCUAAAGCAGCUUUGAACAUGGCUACCAAGAAUCUCAGCAUUGAACUUGGAAGAGGGAAAACUAAAGUGGUGUGUGUUUCUUUGCAUCCAGGAACUGUGAAUACCGACUUAUCAAAGCCUUAUCACAGGAAUGUUCCCAAGGACAAACUGUUCACCCCAGAAUAUUCAGUUAAUUGUCUAAUGAAUAUUAUUGAGAACCUUGAUAUGGUGAAAACAGGAAAGUUCUUUGCUUGGGAUGGAUCUGCACUACCUUGUUUGAAAGGUGAUACAACAGUGCAGGACAGAUCUGGUCAAAUCAAAUCUAAUGGUGACGUCUGA